UAAUUCCGAGGAGGAUCGGCCGCGGGAUCGAUUGGAGGGGCUCAACACUAUCCAUUUUGGUCCGGAGUGCGACAAUUGGAUCCUGUUGCCCCUCAUCCCCGCAUUGUGAGUAUGGGAUAUGAGAUACUAUGCAAGGUACCCUAUAGAAGUGAAUAGGUAUAUAGAACUGCGUUUAUAUGUGCUAGUAUAUUAUGCCGAUGUCGCCCCUAUUCCAAUGGAAUUAUAUAUUUACAGCUCCUUUGAAUAUCUCUUAACUACUCGAGAUAACUACUAGUAUACCUACUGCUAUAUAAAAGAGACAUCUUUUACUGCUGUCAACCUUAAGAAAAAUAAGAUUGUCUGCUAAAGGGGUUUCUAAGCUCCUUCAUUAUGUCGCCAACAUACCCCCCUAACAAUCUUCGCGCGCACUCGCGCUUCAUCACCACACAUGACGCCUCCGGGAAAGCAGUAUUCAGCGACGCCGUACCAGAACAGGCGCCCGUCCGCCAGGUCCUAGGCGGGGACAUGUUAUUCAGCCUCAUGUACACGACAGAAGGCUUCCCCGUGUCAAUGGCCGGCAGCAAAGACAUAAAGACGUACCAAGACUACUUGGCCAACACGCCAGCCAUCAGUAUCCCGGGGGGAACCGCGUGUCGGACGGUGGACUUUCCGCCCGACUACACGUCGCCGAUGCACCGCACCCCGUCUUGCGACUUCGGCGUCGUGUUGGAGGGCGAAGUCGAGCUGGUGCUGGACUCGGGUGAGACUAGGCUGUUGAAGAGAGGGGAUGUGGCCGUGCAGCGCGGGACGAAUCACGCGUGGCAUAAUACUAGUAAGGACAGUUGGGCUAGGAUGUUGUAUGUGCUGCAGUCGGCUGAGAAGGUGGUUGCGGGAGGGAAGACGUUGGAGGAGGAUGAGGGAGGAAUUGACUAAGUUAUUUAAAUUUGAUCAUAUAUACAAACCAGAGGCGUUUGGCUCAAUCCUAAGCUAUCAUCCACGAAAGAACACUCAAGACUUUAGAUCAAGCAAUAACAAUACACAAUACCCCUUUAUGAAGCAUCC
Molecule: messenger RNA, 1041 nt
Organism: Daldinia loculata
Lineage: Eukaryota; Fungi; Ascomycota; Sordariomycetes; Xylariales; Hypoxylaceae
Exons: 1
Coding region: 370-912 (180 amino acids)
Source: RefSeq, a predicted model, not a curated record